AUGUUGAGUUAUAUCGGAAAUACGUUGGUCGUUGUAGCGACGAUAAAGAAUGCGUAAGCCGUUUGCUUCAUUACAAAAAGGUCCGAUUGUGAUUGCAGAAAGUUGCAUGGGACCUACAACUGUUUUGUUUGUAUUAUCUGCGUCGGGGAUAUGCUCCAUCAAUCGACACAUUGGGUUUAUCUGGCGAACAGUGUCUUCGGCCAGCAUUUUAUUCCGUUCUACAAAUGCUUUGAAAUGGAUUUUGUUCUUGCCGCCGGAGCAACGAUUAGCGCGCUAGCAACGUUGUACGUAGGGAUCGAUCGGCUUAUUGGGGUAGCUUUUCCUGUGACCUACAAGCAGUUGAAUCGUGUUGCGUAUGUGGGCGGGCUGUUCUUGGUUUCUUUGGUUUAUGCCGGCUUCGUCGUCUACUUGGGAUAUGAGCACACGAUGAGCGAGUUUAGAGAUGAGUAAGUAUAUGUAUAGAAAACAUUUUAUCGAUCAACGAAUCUCAGUUAAAGUUCGCACAAUAAGAUUUCUUAAUACAACUGCCUCCCCUUAUUAGGGAGGAGCUUAUUUCCACCAUAUCUUUUCAUAAUACAUAAUAAUUUUUGUAGACCCGUUCUUUGUCGGAUAAUCGAUUCCUUCGGUGGGAAAUCCCGUGAUGCUUGGUUCUUAAUGUGCAUCGCAGUAAACCUUCUUGACGUCAUCGUAUACGUCACCGUUUGGAUAUUACUCAAAAGACGAACAGCCGCCAAUGAUUCAAUGAGACGAGUCUUCAAGUCGUUGAUCGUCAUGAUGUUCACCGUGGUUCUUGGAUGGAUGCUUAAUGCGUUCGUUGUUGCUGUUGUCCUACCGCAUAUUCCGAUUGAGCGGUGGUUCUACUAUGAAUCGUAUUUCGGGAUUUUGAUCAACGUGGCCAGCUCGGGAAACGUGGUCAUUCUUUAUUGCUUGAGGUAUAAAAUUUUCAAAAUUUUGGAGCAUAUCAAUUACUCGAACAUUUAUUUAAAAAAACAGUUUUUUUAAAGUUUACAAAGCGCUAAUUUCAGUGGUGAAUAUCGUGCAACUUUUCGAGAGAUGUUUAAUCUACCCGAUAAGCCGAGUAAGGCCGCACCUGUAUCCACCGUUGGCCCAGCAAGUCAAAUGGAAGGAUGGAAAACAACAGAUUAA
Molecule: messenger RNA, 1146 nt
Organism: Bursaphelenchus xylophilus (pine wood nematode)
Lineage: Eukaryota; Metazoa; Nematoda; Chromadorea; Rhabditida; Aphelenchoididae
Source: the annotation of a GenBank genome assembly